AGCAUUUCAAGAUGGGUGAUCAUGUGAAAGUUAUAGGUGGUCGAUAUGAGGGUGAUACAGGCUUGAUUGUUAGAGUUGAAGACAACAUGGUGGUCCUUUUUGCUGAUCUUACCAUGCAUGAGCUCAAGGUUUUGCCCAAAGAUCUUCAGCUGUGUACAGAGAGAAGCAGUGGAGUGGACUCCAUGGGACAGCACCAGUGGGGUGAUAUGGUGCAGCUAGAUCCACAGACAGUAGGAGUUAUCAUCCGUCUGGAUAGAGACAUGUUCGCAGUGUUGAACCAACAUGGAAAAGUGAUUCAAGUCAAACACCAAGCAGUGGGGAGAAGAAAAGAAAACAAAAAUGCUGUGGCACUGGAUUCUGAGCAGAACACUGUGCAAGUCAGAGAUAUAGUUAAAGUCAUUGAAGGGCCACAUGCUGGUCUGCAAGGAGAGAUCAAGCAUCUUUACCGCAGCUUUGCAUUCUUAUCCUCUAAGAUGGUGAUAGAGAACGGUGGGAUCAUCGUGUGCAGGACAAAACACCUUGUACUGGCAGGGGGUGGGAAGGCAGCUUCAAAUACUUUGGGAAUCAGUGGAUUUGCUCCAGCCUCCCCGAGAAUAACAAGUCCAGCCAGAGAAGGAGCUGGUGGAGGUGCUGGUGGCCGCGGUGGACAGAGAGGAGGCAUGGGACGAGGUCGAGGUCGAGGCCGUGGAGGUCGUGAUAUGUCUCUUAUUUCACAGACAGUGCGAAUUUCACAGGGUCCUUAUAAAGGAUAUGUUGGUAUAGUGAAAGAUGCUACAGAAACAACUGCUCGUGUUGAGCUUCACAGCAGUGUAAAGACCAUCUCGGUGGAUAGGAUGAGGCUCAGCAUUGUUGGUGGUCCAUCCAGUCGAGGCAGCUCAGUCCACAGCAAGACUCCAAUGUAUGGAUCCCAGACCCCCAUGUACGGCUCUCAAACUCCUAUGCAUGGUUCACGGACUCCCAUGUAUGGUUCCCAGACUCCAACUCAUGGCGAUGGAAGUCGCACACCUCAUUAUGGUUCCAUGACACCAUCCCACGAUCCUUCACGCACCCCACUUCACGGAGGAGCCUGGGAUCCAACACAGCCAAAUACUCCUGCACGCAAUGAGGAUUAUGAUUACAACUUUGACACGUCAACCCCCUCCCCUGGGGUUUAUGGAACACCCAAUCCAGCCACUCCCGGGGGUUACGGAGGACCGUAUACCCCCAACACCCCCGGCGGGGGAAUGUACGGCUCGGAGCCUAGCUAUUCACCGUAUACGCAGUCUCCAUCUCCCGCCGGCUUUGGUAAUCCCAUGACACCUGGAAGCAUUGCUCCCGUAUCACCAGCGUAUAAUCCGCUCACACCUGGGGCAGGCAUGGAAGAGGCACAAGCUGACUGGGUUACUACUGAUAUUGAAGUGCGAAUCAAUGAAAAUCAUGAGGACCCACAGUUGAUGGACAAAAAGGGCGUGGUCAGAACUGUAUCCGGGAACACGUGCACAGUUUAUCUUUACGAUGAGAAGCGUGACGUCAGCGUCUCUAUUAACAACGUAGAUCCUGGUGAACCGGUUAAACAGGAUAAGGUGAAAGUGAUCUUUGGUGAUGACCGUGAGCGUGUAGGGACUCUAAUCAAUAUUGAUGACCCAGACGGAAUUAUUAAGAUGGAUCAGACUGAUCAACUCAAGAUUCUACCGCUCAAAUUCCUUGCUAAACUUGGUCCGACAAAUAUUUGAACU
Orbicella faveolata is the source of this 1715-nucleotide messenger RNA. RefSeq names its product transcription elongation factor SPT5-like. The record is from RefSeq and is a predicted model, not a curated record. Lineage: Eukaryota; Metazoa; Cnidaria; Anthozoa; Scleractinia; Merulinidae. Gene Ontology annotation, molecular function: mRNA binding; protein binding. Gene Ontology annotation, biological process: regulation of DNA-templated transcription elongation; regulation of transcription by RNA polymerase II; transcription elongation-coupled chromatin remodeling. Gene Ontology annotation, cellular component: DSIF complex.